AUGUCAGAGUUGAACAUUUUUGAGAUCUCAUUCUCCAACAUAAGUGGUUUUUACCAUGUAGACAGCAUCUUACAGGGACAAGUCACCGUGGAAUUAAAUGAACCUAUGAAACUGAGAGGAAUAACAUUGCAUUUUGAAGGAAAGGCUUAUGUGCAAUGGACUGAAACAGACUCAACUGGUGCAGGGAACAGACGGGGGGAAACUGAUCCCUACUCUUCAAGUGAAGUUUACCUUAAUCAAGACAGCUUACUGCUUGGUGUUUUUCCCAAUCAAGGCACCAGUACCGUUGAAUUAGCACAGGGACGACAUGUUUUCCCAUUUCAAUUCCAAAUUCCACAAGGUCUUCCAUCUUCUUUUGAGGAUUUGCAUGGCCACGUCCGAUAUACCGUUCAGUGCACAAUAGAUAAGCCCUGGAAAAUUGAUCACACCACAAAGCGGCCAUUCACCAUUCUCAGCAUGCUGGAUUUAAAUCAGAUGCCAGACUGUUUGCAAAGAAUUGAAGGAACAAACCAAAGGACACAGUGCUGCUGCUGCUGCUGCUGCUGCUGCUGCGGUAAAUCCGGACCAAUCCAAGCCACUUUUUAUGUUGAUAGAGCUGGAUAUGUGCCAGGGGAAGCGAUCAGACUGUUUGCUGAAAUAAAUAAUAACUCCAACCAAAGAAUAGACAAGUCCUAUGUAGACCUCAAAAUGAUGAUAACAUACCACUCUACCACCAAAUCAAAGAUGCAGUUUAAAGAAGUGGCUCGUGUUACCAGACCAGGCAUUGGAGCUUUCGGACGCGAUCAGUGGAGUGGAGAAGUACUUGUGAUUCCUGCCUUGCCACCAUCUUAUUUAGCUGGAUGUAGAAUAAUUGACAUCAGAUACAUUCUGCAG
Messenger RNA from Candidula unifasciata, 873 nucleotides. The record is from the annotation of a GenBank genome assembly. Lineage: Eukaryota; Metazoa; Mollusca; Gastropoda; Stylommatophora; Geomitridae.